UACUUGACACCUCUUGUCCUCCUCUGCGGAUGCCACUAGACCCACAUGUCUCCAGCCCCCGUGACUUGAGCCAGGGCCUGACACUUACCCCCAAGAGCAGGGGGGUGUGGAAGUGGGGGGACCGUGCUGCCUUCAAAUACGCUGAACAGGGGGCUUUCCCUGGCUCCGUCAUCCCCAGACGGAGAGCAGCCACAAGACUUGCUGGGACCUGUGCUGACUCUUGCCGCACAAGAUGACAGCAAGAGACGGGCCCCAAGAUAGGUACAAGGCUGUCUGGCUGAUCUUCUUCAUCCUUGGUCUGGGAACGCUGCUGCCAUGGAAUUUCUUCAUGACCGCCAGGGAGUAUUUCAUCAGCCGCCUCGCAGACCCGGAGGAGAUGAGCAGCUUCUGGAACCAGACCAGUGAGGCUGCCUUGUCCCCCUCCUACCUGCAGUCCAUGUUUGAUAACUUCAUGACUCUCUGCGCCAUGGUGCCCCUCCUCAUCUUCACCUGCCUCAACUCCUUCAUCCAUCAGCGGAUUCCCCAGCAGAUCCGCAUCUUGGGCAGCCUGGUGGCCAUUGGGCUGGUGUUUUUAGUUACUGCGAUUAUGGUGAAGGUCGCCAUGAAGCCUCUUCCCUUCUUCGUGUUUACCAUGAUCAGCAUCAUCCUCAUCAACUCCUUUGGCGCCAUCCUCCAAAGCAGCCUCUUUGGGCUGGCAGGGCUCCUGCCUGCCAGCUACACAGCUCCCGUCAUGAGUGGGCAGGGCUUGGCAGGCACCUUUGCCGCUUUGGCAAUGAUCUUCAGUAUUGCCAUUGGCGCCCAGCAACCUGAGAGCUUCAUCGGUUACUUCACCACGGCCUGUGUGGCGAUCAUGCUGGCAAUCUUCUCCUACAUCCUUCUGCCUCGCAUGGAUUUCUUCCGAUACUACUCCAUGAAGGACAAGACAGAGUACCGUGUGUACAAUGCAGAGCUGGAGACCAAGAGAGACCUGAUUAAGAAAGAUGAGCCCAAUGGGAUGGAGCAGAAUAACUCAAAGAUCAUCCCUAUCCACAACCCUGAUGAGAAGCCCUCAGUCAUUGCUAUUUUUAAGAAGCUCUGGGUCAUGGCUGUGUCUGUCUGCUUUGUCUUCACUGUCACCAUCAGCGUCUUUCCUUCCAUCACAGCUAAGGCGUCCACUGUCCUCGGAGAAGGAAACAGAUGGGGUCUCUACUUCAUCCCUGUCUCCUGCUUCCUCCUCUUUAAUAUCUUUGACUGGACGGGACGGAGUCUCACUGCUCUCUUCACAUGGCCUGGGAAGGACAGCUGCCUCCUGCCAGUGAUGGUGGCCCUCCGUGUUAUAUUUAUCCCUCUUUUCAUGCUGUGCAACGUGCACCCCCGUGACUACCUGCCUGUCAUAUUCUCUCAUGACGCCUGGUUCAUCAUCUUUAUGAUCUUCUUCUCCAUCUCCAAUGGUUACCUGGCCAGCCUUUGCAUGUGCUUCGGGCCCAAGAAAGUGCUUGCCCAAGAAGCAGAGACAGCUGGAGCCAUCAUGGCCUUUUUCCUGUCGCUCGGCUUGGCCCUAGGAGCUGCUGUCUCCUUUCUGUUCCGAAUUCUCAUCUAGCAGAGGCACCUGGAGGGUGCAGGAACACCGAGAGAUGGCUCUACAUCCUCCUCCAAGGCCCUGGACACCUUGGCGCUGUGGGGAGAUGA
Molecule: messenger RNA, 1668 nt
Organism: Haliaeetus leucocephalus (bald eagle)
Lineage: Eukaryota; Metazoa; Chordata; Aves; Accipitriformes; Accipitridae
Gene: SLC29A1
Product: solute carrier family 29 (equilibrative nucleoside transporter), member 1
Exons: 13
Coding region: 233-1579 (448 amino acids)
Biological process (GO): nucleoside transmembrane transport; uridine transmembrane transport
Cellular component (GO): plasma membrane
Molecular function (GO): nucleoside transmembrane transporter activity
Source: RefSeq, a predicted model, not a curated record